AUGUCAGUCGUAAUUGAAACCACACUGGGAGAUAUUACUGUAGAUCUUUAUUUAGAUCAACGACCAGUAACAUGUUUAAACUUCUUGAAGUUGUGCAAGAUGAAGUACUACAACUACAAUCUGUUUCAUACAAUACGAAACGGUUUUAUUGCUCAAACUGGUGAUCCCAGUGGUGAAGGAUCAGGAGGACAGUCAAUAUGGGGUAUUCUAGAAGGACCGGACAAACGCUUUUUCUCUGGCGAGAAAAUGCCCAAGAUUCGUCACACCGACGCUGGUUUGCUAUCCAUGGUAUGUACCGAUGAUAUGAUGGUCGGUUCUCAAUUCUUUUUCACACUUGCGCCCGACUUAAACUCAUUAGAUGGGACACAUUGUGUAAUAGGUGAAGUGACCGAAGGGCAUGAUGUACUAACUAAGCUCAAUGAAGUGAUAUGUGAUGAAUCCUAUCGUCCAUAUAGAGAUGUAAGAAUUACACAUACAGUUGUACUUGAGGACCCUUUCAAUGACCCACCUGGGUUGAGAGCCCCAUCACGGUCACCAUCGCCAAGUGCAGAACGCCUCAAGGGCGGCAGAAUUGCUCCAGACGAAGAAAUUGAUGAAGCACAAGGCAAAACGGCAGAGGAAAUCCAAGAAAUGAUUGAAGAAAAGGAAGCAAAAGCUAGAGCAACAAUUUUAGAAAUUGUUGGGGAUUUACCUGAUGCUGAAAUAGCACCUCCUGAAAAUGUUUUGUUUGUAUGUAAACUCAACCCAGUCACAACAGAUGAAGACUUGGAAAUAAUAUUUAGUCGAUUCGGCAAAAUAGUUAGCUGCGAAGUAAUUAGAGACAAAAAGACUGGUAACUCAUUACAGUAUGCUUUUAUUGAAUUCGACAAUAAGAAAUCUUGCGAAGAUGCUUACUUCAAAAUGGACAAUGUUUUGAUUGAUGAUCGCCGAAUUCAUGUUGACUUUUCACAGUCAGUAUCUAAAAUGAGAUGGUUAGGGAAAGGUAGGGGUGUCCAGUAUUUUGAUGAUGAUACAAACAAAAAAUCUCAAAAAAACACAAAUAGAAAUAGUCAUAAACAACCACAAACUGAUGAAACAAACCAUAGGAGGCGUUAUGAAAAUGAUAGAAAUGGCAAAGAAAGUCAUAGACACGAUAAAGAAACAGACAGUUAUAGGGACCACAAAGAUAAAUUAAAAGAUAAAAAUAUUAGAAGUAGUGAUAGAGAUAGUAAAGUUUACAACCGAAAGCAUAGUAUAAGUCGAUCUAGAAGAGAUAAUUCACAGGAUAGAAUACAUGAAAGAAGACAAGAUAGGACCAGAUAUUCUAAAGACACAAGUAAAUCUAGAGAUAACAGAGAAAAGAAGAAUUCACAUGAAUUUGUUCAUAAUAAGAGGGAUCAUCGUGAUCAUUAUAAUUCAAGAUCCUCACCGAGUAAAAAAAUUAGAACAGAAUCACCUGAAAAACAGCAUAGAGAGAGAGAAUUAAGUAGAAGUAGAGAUAGAAGUGACAGAAAUAAACAAGAAAAUAACGGUGUUCAUCCAAGGUAUAGCGAAUCUAAUAGUCGUAAACACAAUAAAGAAAGCAGAAGUGAUAAAAUUAAAGAAAAUACUAAAGGUGUAGAAUCAAAAACACCAUCGCCAGUUACAAAGAAAAAUAGAACACAAUCCUCAAAAUUAAAAAAGAAAUCCAAAAAGAACACAGUAGAUUUAAAAUCUAAAAAGAAGGAACGGAAAACAAAAAAACGUAAGCGCUCAACAUCAUCAUCGGAAUCAUCAGAUUCAAGUUCUAGCAGUGAUAGCAGUUCCAGUGAUAGUGAUAGAAAGAAAAAGAAAAUUAGACGAAAAAAGAGAAAAUAUUCGACAUCUAGCAGUAGUUCUGAUAGCACUUCUAGCAGCUCGUCGAGUAGUUCGGACACCAGUAGUGUAUCAUCUUCGAGCUCCGAUAGUAGCUGCAACAAGAAACAACAGAAGAAAAAGCAUGUAAAGAAAAACAAAAAGAAGUUAUAG
This is a messenger RNA of Danaus chrysippus (African queen), 1986 nucleotides long. The record is from the annotation of a GenBank genome assembly. Lineage: Eukaryota; Metazoa; Arthropoda; Insecta; Lepidoptera; Nymphalidae.